Molecule: messenger RNA, 1611 nt
Organism: Trichoderma gamsii
Lineage: Eukaryota; Fungi; Ascomycota; Sordariomycetes; Hypocreales; Hypocreaceae
Exons: 2
Coding region: 1-1611 (536 amino acids)
Molecular function (GO): protein binding
Source: RefSeq, a predicted model, not a curated record
AUGGCUGCAGAGCAUCAGCGCCGUGUCGCCGCCAUGGAUCCGCCACACAUCACCGAGUUUGCCUCGGAGCGCUACUUCGAGAAGCUCAACCAGCUGCGUGCCAACAACCAGCAGCAGGCGGAUCAUGCGGAAUCCAGCGCCGCGACAACAAUCACCACCCUACACGCCAAUCCCCCGUCGAGAUUCAUCCUGCCGCUGCGAGACUCGAAACCGGCUGAAUUCGAUGCUGUCAAGCCGGCCGACUCGAAGCGCGAUAAGAGAAGUUUCUUCAGUAUCCGACACAAAUUACAUUCCAAGUCCGAUACGGUGGAAGCUACGUUGAUACAACCUUCAAGAGCUUCCACAGAAUCGACGCGAAAAAGUGUUCCUCUUGACCAGCUCGUACUCGCACUGCCGAGCGAACUCCAGAUUCAGAUCGUCUCGUCUCUCCCUCUAACCGAUAUUCUUAACCUCCGAAUAACCUCCAAAUCAUGGCAUGCGCUCAUCACCCUCAACGAAGUCCCCAUUGUACGAUAUCACCUCGACCAUAAUAUACCCGCCUAUGCCACUCGUCUAUACCCGCUUAGAGACUCCUCCGACAUCAAUUUCCAUUACCUGUGUGGCCUAUGGCAUCGCCUUCAUGUUGCGGCUAAGCUAUCAUACCUGAUGUGUGACUGGAUCACAAAAGAUAUUUUCCUACGAACAACAGAAGCUCAGAAAUUAGCCUUCGCACCGCAGCACGAACGUAUGCGCCGACGACUGAUUCCUUUGCUCUUUACCGUUUUCCACUUUUUCGAGACGUACAGAAAAUUGCACCUGAAAUACAUUGCUGAAAAAGGAAAUGGGCUACUGAAGGAACCCUACACAGUGAAUCCGAUUGAAACGGAAAUUAUGAACAUGUACGACAACCGGACACUGCUGAGAGUACAUGAGGUCUUCCCGCUCAUCAUAUCCUCCUUCUGCCGCCGCCUGCGACCGCCGACGUAUGUUGGUCGAGUGGAACGAUCCCUUCGCGGUUACCUGAGGGAACGACCCCCCGACGAGGUUCAUGUGGCCAUCUUGUGUCUUGGUGGGCUUCGUCAGGUAGAAAGAUUGUGGGAGACAAAGGGCUAUAACAACCGACGGGCUGCUGUUGAUGUUUGGUUCAGCUCUCUUACCAAGGAACCUGUGGUGGAAGCACCUGCCAAGGGCCGGCUGGGAUUGAAAGGAUUUGGGCGAAAGAAGUCAACAAGCGGCGACCGACCUCCGAACCGAUCAUCGUUCAGCGAAGGGGCCCAUAGGAGUCCGUGGGGGUCAGUAGACUCUACCCACAACGGAGGCUUUAUCCCAUAUAGCGUCUUCAACAGCAGUCUUUCCGCCGAUGCGCCCAUGGCACCUCUUGAUCGCGACCAGGCCAGGACUCUGCUAGGGGAUCUGCCACAGCUGCAGCAAAUAUGGCUAGCAACGGCAGAGGCCAUGAUUAUGGAGCGAAAAAUCGUGCAGCGACCGCAAGAUAUCAAACGGAACCAGCAGGUUAUGCUGGACCUGAUAGGAGAGGAUGGCCUGGACGAAACAGACGAAUGGUACUAUGGUCGCCACAUGUCCGAAUCCGUAAGGCCGCCAGCAGCAGCGCUCGGCGACGAUGGAGAUUAA